This is a messenger RNA of Spathaspora passalidarum NRRL Y-27907, 915 nucleotides long. RefSeq lists its product as uncharacterized. The transcript has a single exon. Gene Ontology annotation, cellular component: nucleus. NCBI's taxonomy places the organism in Eukaryota, Fungi, Ascomycota, Pichiomycetes, Serinales, Debaryomycetaceae. The record is from RefSeq and is a predicted model, not a curated record. The coding region runs from base 25 to 759 and encodes 244 amino acids.
GUGCUACGAUAUUCUACAGUAACAAUGUCUUGCGAAGACGAACACUACCACGGAAAUGGCCAUCAUAACCACAAUCACGACCAUGGACAUGACCAUGGUGAUCACAUAGCACCUAUACCCACGUCGUCAUCACAAUCUUUGAAUUCAAAGAUUGAUACAUCAAAACUAACCGCCUUAAACAUGGCCAAUCCAACUGAUGAUCUUGCCAAAUUGUUUAAAACUUCAGAAACUAAAUAUCACAUUAAACCAAUCAUCAAAUCUGAUUGUGAUUGUCAAUUGAUUAUUAAUAUUCCAUUUUUGAAUGGGAAUGUCAAACUUUAUUCCAUUAUCUUUCGUACCAAUGGAGACAAAUAUUGUCCGAGAACUAUCAAAUUUUUUAAAAAUGACAAAACUAUUGACUUUGAUAACGUAGAUACGAAAACUCCAACACAGAAAGUGAAACAUCCACAAGUUGGUCUAUCAGUUGACGAGGAUGAUGAGGAAAAUAUCCCCGAAGUAGUGGAAGAAGAAGGCGAUUUUGUAGAACAUUUCUUGUCCAGAAGCAAAUUCACAGGGGUGCACCACUUGACUGUGUUCAUUGAAGAUAUAUACGAUGACGAAGACGAAGAUGAGUGCUGGUUACACUCAAUUGAACUAAGAGGAGAGUUUACGGAAUUGAAUAAAGAAGCUGUGGUGACGCUAUAUGAACUGGCGGCCAAUCCAGCUGACCACAAAAAAUUGGGAGUUUCUGAUUACAAUGGAGUAUCAUAUGGUGCUUAAUAAUAGUACUAUUUGUAUAUAAUAAUUUAUUAAAGCACAAAAUUGGGUGGAGUUUUUCUUUUUUUUUCUAAUACCAUACAAAUACAUAUUUUAUAUAUAUAUAAAUCUUUUAAUUAAUCUAUGGCUCGCUGGCUUCGUCUGCGGCGAUAAGCUUAU